This is a messenger RNA of Diaporthe batatas, 5708 nucleotides long. RefSeq lists its product as uncharacterized. Gene Ontology annotation, molecular function: ATP binding; nucleic acid binding; 3'-5' DNA helicase activity. Bases 173 to 5443 code for a protein of 1756 amino acids. Lineage: Eukaryota; Fungi; Ascomycota; Sordariomycetes; Diaporthales; Diaporthaceae. Gene Ontology annotation, biological process: double-strand break repair via homologous recombination; DNA replication. The transcript is spliced from 2 exons. Gene Ontology annotation, cellular component: chromosome; cytoplasm; nucleus. The record is from RefSeq and is a predicted model, not a curated record.
CACGUCUUUACGCGUCCAGAGACUGAUCUGGAAGGACUUCAAUACAAGCCGUCCGAAAGUCACCGAUUCGACCCCAUUUCCGAGGCAAGGACGCGAAACACCAUAGCGCAUUCCAAUCUAGUGUCCUAAUGACAGCUGCAAUGCUCCGGAUCUUCAGGUCCAAUUCGGAUCUAUGACGAAAAACAACCUCAAAGACCACCUCGCCUGGUUGUUGGGCAAUCUCCAGCUCUCCGCCCCCGUUGGCCCGUCUUUCCCAACUGCCAACGACGCAUUCGAGAGCUCACGAAGCUUCGCCUCCCUCUCCUCGCUUCCCAGCUCCGGAGAGCCCAACGCGAGGGUGCCCGGCCCGGCCCCCGCAGCGCCUUCGUCCUCGACAGUAGAAGCACCUUCAAUUGAUUUCACCAUAGAUGACGACUCGCUGGCAGAAAUAGCGCUGGAGGAUAUCACAAACGGAAACAGGCAGGAGCAGGGCAUGGCGAGACUCGCCGCAAAGUCCACGAGAAAGCCAUCUCUGGUCUCAAAACAGGAGCAGCUCCCGACACCGGCGCCAUCCACGGCCGGAGGUGGUCGAUACUACCAGGCGUACGCUGCGUCUCUCAGCAAGGAUGAACAGCAGAAUACGCCGGCUAAAUCGAAGCAGUCAACUGCGGGUGCAGUGCGACCUUCAAUCAACAGGCCCACUAGGCCUGUACCAUGGACCGCCGCGGACAUUCCCGAGGAGGACGACGAUGGAUUUCUCGACCUCACGACAGUGGAAACUGCCAAUCCUGAUGCGAUAGAGUCCACUGAGGCGGUACUCACUCCCCGUGGUAGGAAGAGGAAGAGCGGCGAGAUGACCAAGGCCUCACCAAGGAGGAAGGAGCCUGUUGAGCCAGAAGACGACGAGUACCCCGACAUUGCCGAUUUUCUGGACGAUGACAUGAUGACCCCGGCAAUGCUUAAGCGUCGUGCUGCUGGUACCCAGUCAGCCAGGAGGAGUCCAACUAAGCCGCGUCUGGCCUCUCCGGACGGUACCAUACUUACACAACGUACGGUCACGCAGACAGUGAGUACGACAGAGACGCGAUUACGCAGGCCAUCGAGCAGCAUGGGCCAAACACCAAGUCUGGUCGGCCCACAAAGCAUUGGCAAAAAUGAGUCGCCGUUCAAAGUGGAAUCCGUGAAGCAAACCACGCGGCCACAGAGUCCUGGAGGCAAGGUUGAGGAGUUCUCGGAUGAUGGCUUCGCAUGGAGCUCAAGUCCUCAAAUGUCCCGCCGGCGCGGACGCAGCGAUAUUAUAAUGGACUCCGACGACGAGUUUCAGACACCUCCAUCACGCAAAAACUCCAAUGUACCUCUAAUAAAUGAUGCAGCAAUUCCCAUCUCGCAACAGGGGCACGCCCCAAUCGGUGCAAAACAGGACAUACCUAUCGAGGACAAAUCUCAGUCGUGGCCUGAAUCAAAGCGGCCCUCAGAAGCGCCUGAGAGCGAAUUUGUCAUCAGAAGCUCGCAACCUCUGGCACAGACCGACGCCAUGGACAUUGACAAUCGCACUGAUAGACUUGAGCCAGCGGGCGUCACAACGAGGGUUGAUCCCCACAGCUCGGAGACAGAUGGUGCAACUCUCGUCAUGGAUCUAUUCCUGGAAAAACCACAUGUCGUACGGCUUCUUACAAAAACGGUCAACGAGAAGUUGGCAAAGAACUCGGCAGAUUUCGCAAGAUCACUCCGUGAGAAAUGGCCUCCCGAACGGAAGUUGCAGGUGAAAAAAGAGAAGGAGCCGUUGUUGAAAGAGAAGAAAGCUCUAUCAGAUCUGAAAGUCUCUCACGAGGCCUACAAGGUCCUUGUGGAAGAGAAGGAGGACCUUGUGACUCAAAUUGGCAUGUUGUACGAUGCUGAUGAAGACACAACUGAGACCGAAGCUCGAGUCGAGGAGUUGGACUUGGAGAUUGAGCAGAAAGAGCGGAAUUUGAAGCAAGCUCUUGUGACCGCCGGUGUCACCAGCCCUGCUAUUUUUGAGGGCCUUCCAGACCCACCACCCGAAGGGCCUGAACCAUCCGACCCGACCAACAAAGCAAGUUCAGCCAGGGUAACACCGUCAUCGUCGAGAGACACCACUCGUAUACCGGAGUGUCUUUCUCAAGUUGUCAAACAGACCCAAAAUGUCGCGGCAGCACCAAGACAACAGAAACAAUUGGCAGAUCUCGUGGGCUCCUCAGAGGUGGUCAAGCCACCAGUGCCACAGUUCCGGCACGAAGAGCCACGAUCAUCCCGAAAAAUGGGGAGCCAUGCCACCUCCAGACCUCAUUUCGCAGCGCAAGACGAUAUUGACAUGGACGACCUGCUAGACGACGACGAUGAUGAUCUCUGGGCACAACCCUAUCAAUCCAAUGCCAGGUCUCAUAUACCAUCUUCAACAAAAGCUGCUGCCGCAAUGAAGUCCAAGAGCCCGGCGAAACUUAAAGUACGGCGGCAAGAGAACCACAGUGAUUAUGGCGAUGGCGAUGACGAUCUCGCAGCUAUGGUGGCAAUGGCUGAAGAAGCCGAGGAUUUUGAGCAAAGGCAAUCUUCCAUUGAAAGUCGAAGUAACCCUCGAGCGCGAUCAGUCUUGUCCGAGACGUCUGGGAACAAUGUUAGCACAGCAAGGGUCAAGGCCACAUCCAAGAAGCCCGUCAAGCCAGUACCGAAGCCUAAGAUACCCCAGGAACUUUUGAAGUUUCCCUGGUCCAGUGACCUGUUGAGGGCUUUCAAGGACAGGUUUCGCCUGGAAGGCUUCCGGCACAACCAGCUUGAGGCUAUAAAUGCCACUUUGGAUGGCAAGGAUGCCUUUGUCCUCAUGCCAACAGGCGGUGGAAAGUCUCUAUGCUAUCAACUACCAGCUGUCAUCAACAGUGGCAAGACCCGAGGUGUGACUAUUGUUGUCACCCCUCUGCUCAGUUUGAUGCAAGACCAGGUCGAUCACUUGACGGCCAGGGGCAUCGUGGCGAAGGCUUUCAGUGGCGAUACUGACAGGCAAGAGAAGGACAACAUCCUGCAAAGCUUCAAGUUGAGAAACCCAGAGCAUCAUGUUCAGCUUCUAUACGUCACACCCGAAAUGCUCAGCAAGAGUUCAGCGUUCAACAAUGGCCUCAAGAACUUGUGGGCAAGCAAGAAACUGGCUCGGCUGGUCAUCGAUGAAGCACAUUGUGUGAGUCAAUGGGGCCACGACUUCAGGCCAGACUACAAAAUGCUCGGCGAGGUUCGGCGCAAAUACCCAGGCGUACCAGUCAUGGCUCUGACAGCCACAGCGACCAAUAAUGUCAUAGUUGACAUCAAGCACAAUCUUGAUAUGGAGGGAUGCACUGUUUUCUCCCAAAGCUUCAACCGCCCAAACCUGUAUUACGAGAUCCGGCCCAAGGAGAAACAGCCUGUUGAACGCAUUGCCGAUAUUAUCAACGAAAGAUUUGCUGGCAAGACAGGAAUUGUCUAUACGCUCUCGAGAAAGCAGACUGAAAAGAUUGCCAAGACGCUGACGGAACGCGGAAUCAGAGCUGAACAUUACCACGCAGCCUUGCAGACCGAGGAAAAGGCUCAAGUGCAGCGAGAUUGGCAGAGUGGCCGAGUCAAGGUCGUGGUUGCUACCAUCGCUUUUGGUAUGGGAAUCGACAAGCCAGAUGUCCGCUUUGUGAUACAUCAUUAUCUCCCGAAGAGUCUGGAAGGCUACUAUCAAGAAACCGGCCGUGCUGGCCGUGACGGACUACCAUCAGACUGCAUCCUGUUCUUUGGCCAUGGGGAUAUCCACAGCCUCAGGAAAAUGAUCGACGAUGGAGACGGUAGUCGCCAGCAGAAGGAACGCCAAAAGGAAAUGCUCAAUCGUGUUGUCAUGUUCUGUGAGAACUCGCGCGAUUGUCGCCGCAGUCAGCUUCUUCACUAUUUUGGCGAAACAUUCUCCCGCGACAAGUGCGAAAAGACUUGCGACAACUGUAGGAUUGGCGGUACCUUCGAGGUCGCAGACAGGACGAAAUAUGCUGUGGCAGCCUUGGAGGCUGUCAUGUACCACACGCGCCUGACCUUGAAUCAGUGCACCGACGUGCUCAGGGGAACGAAGAAGCCCGAUGGAGAUGAAGAGGGCCAGUCAUUCCAUGGCAUUGCAAGACACCUCAAGAAGCCUGAGGUGAGCAGUGUCAUCGUCAGACUCGCUGCAGAGGGGGCCUUGGAUGAAGAGAACCGGGUCGGCGGUGGCGGGAUAGCCAUCCAGUACUUUAUCCUCGGUCGCGAGGCAGCUAGUUUCUUGUCUGGAGGCCGCAAGCUUGAAGUAGUGGUGCGGACCAGUGGUGAUAAGAGCGCCCCGGCCAAGGCUACGAAGAAGAAAACCACGAAGGGAAGAGUUGCAUUAGACGAUCACGAAGAGCUGGCCAGACCAGCGUCAACGUUGGUGUCUUCUCCAGUACGCCGCGGUGCUGGAAAAUCUCGAAAGGGCAAGGCUAUUGCAGCCUUUUUUGACGAGGAGGCUAUAGCUGAAGAUGACGAGCACCCCGAUCUCGAGCAUGAGCCGGCCCUCCAUUACAAUGGCUACGAAAAGGACGAUUUCUGUGUGCCCGAUGACGAGGACGACUACUUUGAGCCAGUUCGCAAGACGGCCAUCAAAUCACGGCGCCAGCGCACACUCGAAGAACUUGGCCCACCCAUCUCAAGGAUGGCCGACAAUGGCGCGCUGGAUGAUGUUCACGAGAUGAUUGUGACAGCAUUCCUGGAAGAGGCCAAGGACUUGGAGGAGCGAUUGCGCAACAAUAAGGGCUUCCGCCGGCCACUCUUCACCGAGGCCCAGCUCCGCCUGAUGGCAGUCAGAUGGACCACGACGGUCGACCAGAUGCGCCACAUACCUGGAAUCAAAACAGAGCAUGUCGACAAGUUCGGGACCAAGUUCAUCCCCGUUGUCAAGCAGUUCCACGAAAACUACCGCGAGAUGAUGGGCCAGGGCGACGACGGCGCGAUGGCGACCAUACCCGGCACGGCGGGGCCAUCGUCGGCGCGCCGCGCCACGGAGCCACAGGGCAAUUUCAUCGACCUGGUCAGCGACGAUGAUCACGAUGACGACGAGGGGGACGACGAGGACUACGACUACGAAGACCCGGGCGUCCCGUCCAAGUACUUUGGCGGCGGCGCCGCGGCCGACGACCCGAUACAGAGCCAGCUGGACGGCUGGUCCGAGCGCUACGCGGCGACCUCGCAGGUCGACGACUCCCGGCCCGCGUCCCGCGGCCGCGGCGGCGCAUCCAAGAGGGGCGGCGGCCCCAAGAAGAACUACUACCGCAAGGGCGGCGGCGGGGCCAGGUCGUACGGCGGAGUCUCCAAGGCCAAGGGCCGGAGGACCAGCGGUGGGUCUUCGAAGGCCGCCGGGGCGGGUCGGGGUGGUUCCAGGUCGGGUGCUGGGGGAAGGGGAGGGGGAGGGGGCGGGGGCGGAAUUGCUGUCAUGCCGUUUUGAUUUGUUUAUCCGGACGAGAUCACGGAUUGCUGGCUGUUGGGAGUGUUUUUGGCCGUGAAAGAAUCGGGGGCACACGUUGUAUGGAUGGCGAACUAGGGAGGGGGUUGGCGCCUGUGUUUACGCUCGUUGCAUUGCUCUGGCUGCGAAAUUUACAUGCAAGGGCGGAAUUUGUAUGGCGUUGGUCGGGAUGCAUUCUUAUAAACGAUGGGCAGAAUCAUGCAGAUAUGUAUAUCUGCCACUGCAUCAAUCUAGUCACAUAUCCACA